AUGAGAGAUGAAAUUGCAACAACAGUUUUCUUUGUCACGAGGCUGGUGAAAAAGCAUGAUAAACUGAGUAAACAACAAAUAGAAAACUUCGCAGAAAAGCUGAUGACUGUCUUGUUUGAAACAUACAGAAGCCACUGGCACUCUGACUGCCCUUCUAAAGGGCAGGCCUUCAGGUGUAUCAGGAUAAACAAUCAGAAUAAAGAUCCCAUUCUACAGAGGGCUUGUGCUGAAAGCAAUGUGGAUUUUUCUCACCUGGGACUUCCGAAGGAGAUGACCAUAUGGGUAGAUCCCUUUGAAGUUUGCUGUAGGUAUGGUGAGAAAAACCAUCCAUUCACAGUUGCUUCUUUCAAAGGCAGAUGGGAGGAGUGGGAGCUCUCCCGACAAAUCCAUGAUGUUGUCAGCAGAGCCUCACUAGACUACUCCUCUGGUAUUUCCUCUGAUGAAGAAAGUUAUAGCAGAGCACCUCGGAUAAUUCCUAAAGUCAGCAACCCAAGGAGUGUUUAUCAGAUUGAAAACUUGAACCGGCCCUUUCCGUCUUGGCUCCAAAUCCUCCCCAAAAAGCACCCGGCCUCCUUCUCCACUCAGGGCAGCUCCUUCCCCCUCGAGGCAGCUCCAUCGGGGANUGGCAGCUCCUUGCCCCCUUGA
Miniopterus natalensis is the source of this 645-nucleotide messenger RNA. The record is from RefSeq and is a predicted model, not a curated record. Lineage: Eukaryota; Metazoa; Chordata; Mammalia; Chiroptera; Miniopteridae.